AUGCGACGAUUGAUUGUUGGCGUGCAAGCAAGCAGUGACUGCCAACAAUUCCUCGGUUCUUUCUCCACGACGGCAUCGCAGCACCCGUACCGCCUAUUGGAAUCUCUCGAGGAUUUUGAGCUCGACCACUUUCGUCAGACAUACUUCAUCCCGGAGCACCCUAUAAUCCUCCCCCUCCGAUAUUUCCAAACUCUUCCUGCCUUCGAGAAAUGGUUCCGCGACUCGCCGUCCCGAUUAAACACUGCGUAUCUCAGUCAAUAUGGUGCGGAUGCUCUGGUUCCUCUGGAACUGACACAAGCUCCUGUCAGUACUAGUAUUGGAGCGAAUGGGCUUCGCUUUCGGCAGUUCCAUGCGCCUCUAAGCUUGUUCCUCAAAUGGAUAUCUGCUGCGGAAUCUCUCGAAUCGCACACGAUGCGUUUGUACCUGGCGCAGUGCCAGCUCCUUGACUUGCCGCAGGCUCUUCGCGAUGAUCUCCCCACCCCAAACUUGGUUGCGCAGGUAGGAAAGGGAGAUGUUUACGAUACAAACAUUUGGAUUGGAUACCCGCCUACGUAUACCCCUCUUCACCGCGAUCCGAACCCGAACCUGUUUGUCCAGCUGGCCGGACGGAAGGUAGUGCGAUUGCUACCACCCUCGGAAGGGCAAAGGGUGUUCGGCGCGGUGCGACGCCGAUUGGGGAAGAGCGCUGGCCGCGAGUCUGCUGCAAUUCGGGGCGAUGACAUGAUGCACGGCGAGGAGAGGGUGCUGCUUGAGCAAGCUGUCUGGGAUAAUGCAGCUACCGAAUCUACUGGUCCCAUCGGAUUCGAAGCGCACCUAAAGGCUGGAGACGGCAUGUUCAUACCUCGAGGAUGGUGGCAUAGCAUCAAGGGACUGGGGGACAGUGUGACUGCUUCGGUAAGAUGCCAUGCUGUCACCCGUGCCUCUCUCCUCAACAUUCUCCUCAACCCACUUCUUACCGCAUCCACAUCCACCCGCGCAUCGGCGAUCAGUACGCCACGAUUUCAAACCCAUCUCCCUGCUCAUCCGCACUGCUUCGCUUCUCAUCUUUACCGUCAGCAUAACGCCAGUUUCUGCUCAACGAUGUCGACGACGCCUUCCCAAGAGCCCCUGACUACUGGCACCGCCCCCCUCUCGGAAAAUCAGGAGCGGAAAGAAUACCUCGCUCUUCCAGAUGCAAGCAGUGUCGACUCUGCGACGCGACAGCUCGACGUCAGUGGCGAUGGGACAUCCGUGAGGCUGGACCAUCUCGGCCCGUUGGUCGUCAACCAGGAUGGAACACUAUCGAGAAUCUCGAACUGGGAGCAGAUGACCGAGAUUGAGCGGACAAAUACAUUGAAAGUCCUGGGCAAGCGCAACAAAUUGAGGAUGGAUGCUAUCAAAAAGGAACAGAACCAGGAACAGGUAAACUAGGUGGAUUCACCAACUGGCGCCGAGACAAGACACUUGGUCGCGUCGGCUGCUGGAAGGCGAUUCUGCGGACUGUAAUGUCUUCUGCUGUUGUUGUAUGCUUUCUAUACCGGUUGAAUAAUUUUACAGGGACGCAUUGCCGGACGGCGCGUCACGUUCAGAACUAUAUUUUGACUAUAUAUCUCCCGCCUGGAGCAAUAGAACACAUCAUCUUUGCCACAUCUCUUUGGUCCAACCGUGUAAGUAGGUUAGCCGAACAGCCAAUCGCCAAAUCGUGAG
Messenger RNA from Aspergillus uvarum CBS 121591, 1686 nucleotides. RefSeq names its product Clavaminate synthase-like protein. The transcript is spliced from 3 exons. Bases 1 to 1410 code for a protein of 469 amino acids. NCBI's taxonomy places the organism in Eukaryota, Fungi, Ascomycota, Eurotiomycetes, Eurotiales, Aspergillaceae. The record is from RefSeq and is a predicted model, not a curated record.